This is a messenger RNA of Oldenlandia corymbosa var. corymbosa, 2838 nucleotides long. The record is from the annotation of a GenBank genome assembly. Lineage: Eukaryota; Viridiplantae; Streptophyta; Magnoliopsida; Gentianales; Rubiaceae.
GGGAAGUAAUACGUGGCUACUUUGGUGCACCUAGUUAACGUUGUCUCGACAAUCUAAAAGUUCUCGAAAAGUACACAAAUACUGAGAACACCAGAAUAAUAUACCAGAUCCCCCCGCUUCCUUCAGUUCCUUGCCCAUCGCCCCCCAACCUGACCAACCAAACAAAAAGGAGGAAAAAGAAUCCCAAAACCUGACCCACCUCGCUACUCUUCUUCUUCUUCCCUAAAAAUCAAACCCCCCUUUUGUUUUCUUACACGAAAUCUUCCUUGUCCGUCUUCCUUUAAACUUCACUUUCUCUGCAUCUCCCAUUUCCCCGCUUUCCCCAAACUCAUACAAGUCACUUGUAUCACUAGUUUCACCAGGUAAAAAGGGUAAAACUCAAAAAUUCUAAUUGAUUUUCUUCCUAUUUCCAUUACUUGAUUCAAUUGGGGUUUCGUAUCAUCAAUUUGAUGGAAGCCCUUCUUCAUCCUUCGAUCCCGAAUCUCCCCAUCUUCUUCACUGUGUAUCUCUUACUGUACCUCCUGGCUUACUUCUUCAUAUUCCGGCAAUGGGCCACCAAACUCCGACCCGAAGCUUCCAGCUGCGUCAUCUCCUUAGCACACGGCACUCCCGCCGUCAUCUUAGCCUCCUGGGCCAUCCUUUCCGACCCGAUUCGGGACUUCCAUUCCCCCAACACGCCGUUCCAAUCUCUGGUCCUCGAUUACAGCAUCGCCUAUUUCACCAUGGACCUCUGCCAUUACUUGGUGUUUUACCCCACAGAUGUCCUCUUCAUAGGCCACCACCUGGCAACCCUCUUCGUAUUCAUCACCUGCCGUUACUUGGUCUUCCAUGGGGCUUUCGCCAUUAUGGUACUUUUGAUCCUGGCCGAGGUUACUAGCCUCUGUCAGAACGUGUGGACUUUAGCCGGGGCCCGGAGAGCGGAUUCGGGUUUUGCUGCUCGUGUUUAUGAGGUGUUGUCUCCUCCUUUCUAUGUGCUGUACACGCUGGUGAGGGGAUUCGUGGGACCUUACUUUGUGUAUCGGAUGCUCGGGUUUUAUUUGGCCGGGUUGGCUGAUCGGGUUAUUCCUAGAUGGGUUUGGGUUUCUUGGGUUUGUGUGGUCUUUACGGCCAUUUGUGUUAGUAUUUUAUGGAUUUCCAACCUUUGGAUUGAAUUGUUUAGAGAAAGAAAUAGUAAGCUGCAUGCUCGGAAGAAAAUUGAGUAGGAUCCUCUUGCACAUUGUGCUUAAUUUUUCUUGGCUAUGUGCAUCAUUUGGGGUUAUAUCAAUGAAAGAUGAUUCUUUUAAUAUUUCAGUUUGCAUGAUGCAUGUUAAUGAUUUUCAUUAUUGCUGAUUCUUUCUUCAAAGCUUGUUACUUUGCUGCAUGAUUGUGCAUCAUGUUUGUAAUAAAAGGAGGGAAAUACCACUAAUGUGAUUUAGGGUUGAUUGAUUAGUCACUAGACAUUUUAAUAUUUCUAUUCUGGUGGCUUAAAAUGAUUUGGUACGGAGAAACUAUGAAGGACAUGAUGUAUUUAAACUUAGACGAGAAUAUGUGUUGGUAGGUUGACAGAACAGGAUUAGGUUAUGUUGUUGACCUCUCACUGCGAGAGAGUUUUAUUGAUGCACUGCUGUGUUUGAUUGAUUGUUAGGCCUCCUGAGUCUAUUAACCAGUCAAGCAAUUUGGGUAAUCUUGUCCCCUUUUCUUCUGAAUGCAAGAAUUUUCGCCGUUGUGUACUGCCAACCAAAGGCAACCAAUUUUUGUCUAGUUGGAAUAUGGAUAUCAUAUCCCCCCAGACUUUCGAGACUACUCGAGUCUUUCAUUACAACCUGCUGUUACCACGUGCAUAUUAUCAUGUACGUCUAUUCUUCGUUGUACUAGUAAGUUUGUAAUGCUUGCCAAAUGAAAAAAAAGAUAUUUUGAUGUUUCAUUGGUGCAAGUUAUCAUGUUGUUUUCAACAGGGGUUAAAGUUAGCUUCCUUAGUCUUUCAUUUGUUAUCAGUCAGUUGCUCUAAAUCAUAUACUAGAUUAUUGUGAAAUAGUUUUAGUUAUCACCAUCACGUUCCGUUUUGGGAUAGUGUUCAUAUUGUAAAAGUGAUUCUGACAUUUGUGUAGCCACAAUUGUGUACCAUGGUUGUUGAGUUGGAAACUGUAUUUUAUGAAUUGGAGAGUUUACUGGAAGAUCUGCAAGAUGUACUUGGUUUCUGAGGAGAUGAUUAUCGUAUGCUGGGAAAUCAGCAGAGGAUGAUUGAGAUUGAAAUUGAUGGUGUGAAUGAUGAACCUUUGUUCACACUAUUUUGGAUGAAUAUUUUGUGGACAGAACAUAGAUGGUAACAACAGACAAGCCUUGCAAGAUAGAGACCUGUGCAAUGCUCAUAUGCAGUCUAGAUUAAGGAAUAUUGUGAGCCCUUGGCAUUCCACUAAAGCAUAUAUGAAUAAAGUUUGCCGCUUGUUUACUUGGUUUUGCACAUCUGCGACAGAUCAGAGUUGCAUAAAAUCACAUCCGUCCUGAGUUUGAUUGCAGGAAGUGAUGUUGUAGAUGAGGACAUAUGACAAUAUUGGAGAAGAUGAAACUCCUCUCUCGAGCUCCUGAGAGAUUUCAAGCCUGAGAACCAACUGGUAUGGAAAUCCAGUGUUUGUCUCUGCCGGAUUCAUUUUGUCGGUUUGGGUGGAUUCAUCCGUGAAAUCUUGAUCAGUAGUGUGAAUUAUCUUCUCAAGUUGGGUUAUUAGUUGCCGGAUAUUCCUUUUUUUUUUGGGGGGGGAAGGCACACCUAUUCGCGGGAGGUUUGUACAAGUUUAUGUGCACAAGUAGGCAGGCAGAGAGCAAUGAAAGCGUGGUUGUGGAUAUGGGGGACCUUACCCUGAU